AUGCAGAAGAGACAAGGAUAUUGCAGCUAUUGCCGUGUGCAGUACAGUAACCUGGAACAGCAUUUGUUCAGUGCUCAGCACCGAAGCUCGACCAGACAGAGUAGAAAUCGUAUAUGUUCCAGUGGUUUGAUGGAACGUUUCUUGCAGGAUGUAUUGCGACACCACCCGUACAAUUACCAAGACACCAGAUCAGCACAAAAUGAGGCUCCCGCAAAUCCUGGGUCGCCUGAUGUGGUGGUUGUGGAUGAGUUUCGUCCUGAAGAAAGGGACGAGGAGACUGAGAGUGAAGAGCUGUACUCCGAUGAGUCUGAUCCUGCUGAAGACCUACAGUGUGGACCUAGUCAGUCACAGGAAUGUGCAAACGGGUUUUCGGCUCGUCCAUCAGUUAUUCAAAAACUGGAGAUGGGACAGCAGCAGUCCUUGGCGUUUGCUCAUAAAAUUGAGAGUGGUAUGAGAAAAAUUAAUCCAGUAGAAAUUGGUCAACCUACAAAUAAUGGAAAAAAGUUAAUACGUCCCCCAGUGAUUUGUAAUGUGUCUGCUAGUUAUUUACCUAACAGUUCUUAUGACAGACCACUUUCAGCUAAGACUACUAGGUUAGCGCUAGCAGUCUCUUCAGAGUCAUUUGGCCAAAGUGAUGACGCAAAUAAAUUUGACCAAUACUUUGGAGAGCUAGAUGGGGCCUCUAGCAGUCCUAUGUCUUCAAAUACACAGGAGAACCCUAAAGAAACAAAUAAGCAAACCGUGUGUAUAGAUAUAGAUAAAUUGCUUUCUCAGAGAAAUGUAAGAGCUAGGGGGGAAACUUCCACACCUGUUUAUGAAUUCCGUGAACUUACUGAUAAUGAGAGUUCACCAGAAGCUGAAUUUGCAGCAAGCUCAGUAGUAGGGCUGAAUAAACCUAACAUGCCUUCUGAUGAAGAAAUCUCUGAAGAUGCCAUUCCAAAGUAUUUUGAGGAAUCUCUUUCAAGUAUGAAUUACACCCAGGAAGAAGGGAAGUUGGUUUUUAACAAGCCAGAAGCUUUGAAAGAGGAGUGCUCAGUGAGUUCUGAAGACAAAGUGGAUCAUGGCUCUCUUCAGUCAAUCUCUGACCAAUCCCAAGAUGCUGAAAAAGGCUUGGAGCUUUCCAAGGAAGAAGAAAGUGGCCAAGAAGAUGAGAACUCAGAAUCUAGAGGUUCUCAGAUGAGUUUUGAUUGUGGUUCCUCUUGUCAUUCACUGACUGCUGUAUCUGAAGUGACUGCUAGAGAAGUAAACCUUUCAGAGAAAAUACCUGCUAAUUUACAGGACGAGAAUAAUAAAUCCGUCAUUUCCGAAACAGCUUCAGAUGAUGAUCAUGCUGAUUCUGUUCAGGUAGUUACCAGCCAGUCUCAAGUGACUGUUGAAGAAGUAAGUCCUCAGAAUAAAAAGCGAGUUAGCUUAGUUGACGAAUGCUAUGAUUCUAGUGGCUCCGAAAUGAAUUUUGAUUGUGGUGGCAACUCACUUCAGACAAUUAAUGAGUACUCCCAAAAUUCUGUACCAGAAGUAAGGCUUCCGAACAAGGCACGCAUUCAAUUGGUUGAUCUGAGCUAUGGAUCUACUAGCUCUGACGAAAGCAAUGAUCUCUCACUUGAAAAACCCCCAGUGGUUGCCACAGAAGUGAAACGUAGAAAGAAGGCUCGAAUUAGUUUGGUUGAUGAGAGCUAUGGAUCCAGUAAUUCUGAAAGUUCUGAUAGUGAUACUUCUCAGGACCAUCUCGAAAUGACUGUCAAAGGAAGAAACCUGAAAGCCAAACCUGUCCUAAAAAAUAAGAAACGCAAACCCACUAGUGCUAACGCACAUCUUGAGACAGUGGAUGAUGAACCCCAGAGAGAUGUUGAAGAGAUAAAUCUUCUGAAAAAGAAGAAUGCUGGCCUUGUGGAUAUGAACUGUGAGUCUCAUGGUCCUGGAAUGGGUUUUCAUGCUGAUGCUCAAUUAGUGGCUGAUCAAUCUCAAGUAGCAGUUAAAGAAGUAAACCCUCAGAAAGUAGAUAUUGGCCUAGAGAUUAAGAGUAUUCAAUAUAGAAUUGCUAACCUAAGUAUUGAGUCUCAUGAUAAUAACUAUCAGUCAGCUAAUGAUCAACCUGAAGGGGCUUUGGGUGAAGUAAAUCUUAAAGAGUUAAAUGUCGACAUGGAAGUUAAGAGCAAUGGGUGCUCCAGUUCUGAGUUGACAUUUGAUUCCGAUUCCCCUCUUCUGUCAGUUACUGAGCGGUCUCAGCUGGAUUUUGAAAGACUAAAAGAAGAUGGCAUUAACCUGGAAGAUGAGAGCUGUGAGUCAAGUAGUUCUGACGUAACUUUUGAUUCAGAUAUUCCUAAUUGCUCAGUAAUUGACCAACUUGAUGAGGAGGAACCUGUUGAUCUGGAAAAUAAGAGUAAUGAAUCUUGUAUUUCUGAAAUAACUUCUGAUUCUGGUAUUCCUCUUCAUUCAGGAAAUGAUCUACCUGAAGUAGCUGUUGGAGUAAUCAUUCAGAAAGAAGAAUACGUACACUUAGCGAGGAAGAAUGAUACACCCAUUGAUUGUGAAAUAAAUUUGGAUUCUCAUGCCCCUCUUCAUUCAGUGACUAAUCCUCCUGAAUUAUAUGUUAAAAAACUAAAUUCUCAUAAAGAAGAGCAGGUCCAUGUAGAAAAUAAGAAAAAUGAGCCUGCUGACUCUGCAUUAAAUUUGAAUUAUGAUUUUUUUAACUUAAUGCCUGGACAUUCUGAAGAUCCUAUCAAAGACAUAAACUUCCAGAAGAAUAGAAACAUAUACUUAGGAACUAAGAGUAAUGAAUGUGUUUCUGAAACAAGAUUGGGUUCUGAUACCCUUUAUCCAACAGUUAUUUGCAAACCUCGAGUACUUGUUGAAAAUCCUUGGCUUCAAAAAGAAAAACAUGCUGAAUUACAACAUAAUAGUGCUGAUUUAUAUCAUUCUGAAAUAAAUUUAGAUUCUGAUGUCCCUCAUUAUCCACGGACAGAAUCUCAAGGUGCUGGAAAAAAAGCUAAGAGAAAGACGAAGCAUAUUCUAGAAAGUGAUAAACUUGGUGCUUCUGAAAUAAUUUUGAAUUCUAAUGUCCUUCCUCAGUUAGUGACUGAAAAACCUCAACUAGCUGUUUUGAAGGAGGGCCAUGUUGACCCAGAAGAUGAAAGUACUGAUAUUAGAGGUUUUGAAAUUAAUUCAAAUAUUGAUACUUGUCUCCAUUCAGUUCUAGACCAAACUCAGCAGACCUUUUCAAAGGAAAAAGAAGAAGUUAAAAGGCAUAGCAAAAACAGCGAACAACGCAAAAUGGCUACCCAGAUAAAACUGUGGCAGGAGGACACUGGCCUGGAAAAUGAGACUGUUGAACCUAAAGGUUCGAAAGAAAUACCUGAUUCUGAUGUUUCUUUUCAGUCUAUAUCUGGUCAACCUGACAUAACUAUAGAAACUAAGAACAGACAAUAUAGUUUGGCUUCUGACAUCCCAAGCCAGUCAGUGAUUGAUCAACCUAAAGUAACUAUUUUGGAGCCAAAGCACAUUGAGCUACAAGGUGAGGACAGUCAGUCUUUUGGAUCGGAAGCAAGUUUUGAGUCAGAUGACUCUCUUCAGUCAAUGGCUGUCCAGCUUAGUGAAGGUAGUAGAGAUUCAGAUUUUUGGAUGGAUGAAGAUGUUGACUUGGAAAGUAAGAGGGAUGAAGCGAAGGGUUUCAAAAUUAUAUAUGACUCUCUUGUCCUUCGUUCAGUGGCUUCUCAAACUGAUGUAGUUCAGGAGACCGACUGUUGUAAAGAACGUGUUGACUUGGAAGAUAAGGUUGUACAACCUAAUGACUCCAAAAUAAAUUUUGAUCCUAAUGGAAUUCUUCAGUCUGUAACUGAUAAAAUUGAAGAGACUAUUAAAGAAGCAAAUCUUCUGAGGGAGACACAUAUUCAAAGAAAUAUAAAGGAGAGAUCUAUUUGUCUGGAUGAUAAGGGCUAUGAACAACAUGGUUCUAGAAUAACUUUUAUUUCAAACAUCCCUUUUUGUUCAGUGAUUCAGCCACCACAAAUUUUGCAAGGAGACCAUUCCAGUUUAGAAGUUGGGAGCAGUGAUUCUUGUGGUCCUGAAGUAAGUUCUGAUUCCAGUGACCCUUGUCAUUCAGUGGGAGGCCAAACCGAAAUAGUUCAGGACAACAGUCAUUGGAAAGAAUGUGUUGACUUGGAAGAUCAGAUUAUUGAACCAGGUGGUUCAAAAAUAAAUACUGACUCUGAUAACCUUCAGUCUGUGACUAAUGAACUGCAAGAGCCUCUUCAAGAAAGAAAUCAUCUGAAAGAUAGACAUGUUUAUCUGGAUGAUAAUAGCUCUGAACCAGGUGGUUCUGGGAUAAUUCAUUUUUCGAAUACCCCUUCUUGCUUAGUUAUUCAACCACCACAAAUUUUGCAAGAGGAGAAUUCCAGUUUGGAAGUUAAGAGUAGUGAUCCUUGUGGUCCUGAAAUAAGUUUUGAAUCCAGUCAUGCUUUUCAUUCAGUGAUUGGCCAAACUGAAGCAGUUCCUGAGGCCAACCAUUGGAAAGAACAUACUGACUUGAAAGAUAAUGUUAUCGAACCAGGUGGCUCAGAACUAAAUAGUGAUUCUGAAGAGCCUCUUCAACCUGCGACUGAUAAAAUUCAAGAACCUAUUACAGAAGUAGAUCAUCUGAAGGAGGGAUAUGCUUCCCUGGAUGAUAAAGACUGUGAGCCAGGUACUUCUGGAAUAAUUCAUGUUUCACAUAUCCCUUUUUGCUCAGUUAUUCAACCACCACAAAUUUUGCAAGAAGAGCAUUCCAGUUUGGAAAUUGGAAGUGAUGAUCUUUGUGGUCCAGAAGAAAGUUCUGAUUCCAGUGAUCCUUGUUACUCAUUGGCUGAACAAACUGAACUAGCUCAGAAAACCAGCCAAGAAGAUAAGACUGUCCAACCUAGUAACUCUGAUUCUGAUGAACUUCUUCAGUCUGUGACUAAUGAGAUUCAAGCACCUAUUAAAGACUUAAAUCUCCUGAGAAAGGGACAUAGUCAUCUGGAUGAUAAUGACUGUGAACCAUGUGCUUCUGGAGCAAUUUAUGCUUCAGAUACCCCCAUUCAUUCAGUAAUUGAGCCAUCACAAAUAUUGCCAGAGGGGCAUUCCAGUUUGGAACUUGGGAGCAAUGAUCCUUGUGGUCCUGAAGUAAGUUCUGAUUCCACUGAUCCUUGUCAUUCAGUGGCUGAACAAAUUGAAGUAUUUCAAGAGACCAGUCAUUGGGAAGAACAUGUUGACUUGGAAAAUAAGACUGUCCAACCUAGUGACUCCGGAAUGAGUGUUGAUUCUGAUGAACUUCUGUCUCUGACUAAUGAAAUUCAAGAGCCAAUUGAGGAAGUAAAUAUCCUGAGUGAUAAUACAGGCUAUGAACCAGAAGGUUCUGAAGUAUUUCAUGUUUCAAAUAACCCUCUUCACUCAGCGAUUCAACCAUCACAGAGUUUGCAAGUGGCGCAUUCCAGUUUGGAAGAUAAGAGCAGUGAUCCUUGUUGUCCUAUAAUAAGUUUUGAUUCCAAUGAUCCUUGUCAUUCAGAAGUUGGACAGCUUCACAAUGCUGUCAAAGAAAUAAAUCUGAAGGAAGACCAUAUUUACCUGGAAGAUAAGAGCUAUAGACUAGUGGAUGUUGAAGCAAGUUGUGAUUCUGAUAUACCUGUUCAGAUUGUGGUGGAUCAGUCUGUGGAGGAUAUGUCUGUCAAAGAAAUAACCUUGGAAAAGAAGGAUCAUAAUGAUCUAGAAAAUGAGAACUCUUCUGAAAUAAGAUAUGAUUCUGAUCUUCACCAGCAGACAGAACUUGACCCACCUCAAGUGGUUUGCCAAGAAACAGGCCUUCAGAAGAAAGAGCUUGGCAUGGAAGAAAAGUCCAGUGAAGCUAGUGACUCUGAAAUGAUGUAUGAUUCUGAUGUCUCUUUUCAAAUAGUGGUUAAUCAAGGUCAAACGUCAGAUGGUGAGACAGAUUCUCCACAAGUGGUGAUUGUAGAUGUGGCAGCUAAUGACAGCGAUUGUGAUCGUGAAGUAAUUUCAGAUGCUAAUACCCCUCUCGAGGUAGUGAAUGAACCACCUCAGAUGACUAGCAGUCAGACUAGCAGUACAGAUUCUCCUGUUGUAGGAAGUCUGAAGUGUGACUUUUGUGGUUUUGAAGUAAAAUAUGAUCCUGCUACCUUUUUUCAAUCAGCGACAAACCAGUCCAAAAAGAGUUUCAGAAUAAUUAACCGGAACAAUGACUAUAUUAUUCUUGGGGACUCCACAUGUCAGUCUUGUGGUUGUGAACUAAAUUUUAAUGUUGCUUCCAAGUCUGUGACUUUCCAGCCACAAGGACCUGAUCAAAGUCGUGUUGACUCAGAAGACAAGAGCCGUGAAUCUAAUGAUCCUAAAAGAGAUUUUAAUUUGGGAGAUACUUCUCAGGCAGUAAAUAAUCAACUGCAGAAAACUGACACGGAAGACAAUGUUUGGCGGGAUGAAAUAAAUGCUGGCAUGAAAGAUAGUGAUUCUGCAGCAGAUGAUGCUCUCUCUACUGUGGCAGUUAUUCAACAUACUGUUAGUAACGACGACCCUUCAAUGUCAGAACAUUCUGACCUAGCAAGUGUGAGUGGUUCUGAGAAGGAUUUUCGAGGUGAUCUCUCUCUUCAGCCUAAUCCUGGCAAGCAUCAAGAAUCUGUCAAGAAAACACGCCGUCGUAAGAGAGCAGCUUUUGACCGGAGAGCAGAUAAUGAUUCCCAGUCAAGCUGUGUUCCCAAGCUUCCUGUAAAGAACCGUAAAAAGGUAGCUUUUAACCAGAGAGAAAAUACCCAUGAGUCUCAGUCGAGAUCUGCCUCUGUUGAUUACCAAUCAAGCUAUGUUCCUCAGGUUGGUUCUGGAAAGAGACGGAAGAAAAUAACUUUUCACCUGAGAGAAAAUAGCUGUGAUUCCCAGUCAAGCUGUGUUCCUCAGGUUGAUUCUGGAAAGAGCCAGAAGACAGUAAGUCUUGACCUGAGAGAAAACACUCAUUACUUCUAUCCAGGCUCUACUCCAAUUGAUUGCCAACCAAGCUAUGCUCCGAAGGUUGGUUCUGGAAAGAGCCGGAAGAAAGUAACUUUUGACCUGAGAGAAAAAACUCGUUAUUUCCAUCCUGGCUCUGCUCCUAUUGAUUGCCAGUCAAGCCGUGUUCCUCCUAGAAAAAGGCAGAAGAAAAUAACUUUUAAACUGAGAGAAACUGAUUCCCCAUCUUGCUCUUCUUCUGGGGUUGAUUCUGUAAGGGACGUAGGAAGGGAUGUUGUAGAAGAAAAUCCAAAUGAACCAGUUCUUGAAGCCUUGCCUCACGUCCCACCUUCAUUUGUGGGGAAAACAUGGUCUCAGAUAAUGAAAGAAGAUGACAUAAAAAUCAAUACACUUGUGAAGGAAUUUAAGGAAGGUCGUUUCCGCUGCUAUUUUGAUGAUAACUCUGAGACCAAUGAAGUUUUUUUAAAUGAAGAGGAAAGAAAUACCUGGCCUGGGUUUAACCAAGACACUGUACCAGUUCAGGCUCAGUCGGAUCAUGAAAAUAUUGAAGGUAGAAUUGCAGAGAAUGAUGGUGUUUCAGAGGCUUUAGAUAAAUCACACCAUCAUAGUUCUCUAGCAGAGAAGCCUCAUAAACAAAGUGAGAAUGUGGCUUCUCAGAGCCAAACGGAGAAAGUCAGCCAUGGAAUGGAAAUCAAUUACAAAAACUAUCCAUUGAAGAAAAGAAAAAUAAACAGACCAGAGGAAGAAUCACCAAAAAGGAUGCAUUUACAGAGUGACAAUGUCGAAGAAAAAAAACCCAAAAGCAGAGCUUUUGUGUUUCCUACACUAGAAUUUAAAGUUGUAGAGCCUAAUUCCCUGAUCUGUGUUUCUUCUGCAAAUACUAAGCGGUUGGAAGAUGAGUCCUUCAACUCAACUAAAACGAAUCAGUACAGUUAUGACACUGCGUAUAAACAGAAUGACCCGUUACCUAAGAAAACUGCACGGAAGACAACAGUACCAAACUCUGGCAGGCCUAAGAGGGCUAAUGCUGGACUUAAGAAGCGUGAAACAAGCACCAGUACAAGAAAGAGGGGUAAGACUCGAAACCCUGCUUCAACGACAGUACCAGCAAGAUAUGAAUUAAGGUCACGCUAUCGGACCACUAAAUCUGCAACACUUGAAGGAAAUCCAGAAGAUGCAAGUGCUAGUGGUGUUCUAAAUGACAGUAAUUGCCAGCCAACUCCUUUAAGUCCUGAUGUUCCCAAAAUGGCUUCUAAACCAGAGAGAAAUGAAUUUUUUGACAGCAAAAGUAAAAAGAAGGUUCCAAAAGGGAAGAUGAUAACUGAUGAUAAGUCACACUUUGGCAAGAGUGCUUCUGAAGCAGUUAUUCUCCGACAAAAAUUCAAGCUAGCUUCGGCAAAACUGUCCAUUCGAGUUCAGAUGAAAGCCAACUAUGUUAUUCGAAAGUAUCUUUUGAAAUACUCCGUGUUUAUCCGUCGUCGUUUUCAACGCAGAGGCAAUGCUCUUGGAACCUAUCUUAAAAAGAAACUGUCUGUUGCUAGUAGGGUAAAGGAUGUGAAGAGAGCAACUGAAAUGUUUUUGAGCUCCUCACUCCUACCCAUUGCUGUUGGAAAGCGCUUACGAGCUAUUUCAGGUCUUUCUCCAAAGAAAUCCAUGCGGCAUCCUUCCACUGUUACAGCAAGAAAGAAGUAUAAGAAAAAAUACCACCGAAGAAAGAAGUCUGCUCCGAUUAGAGAAUAUGAUUUGAGAAGUUCAGGAUCUGUACCAAAUGUGGUCAGAAUGGUUACCCGGCUCACAAGCAAAUUGAGAAGUAAUGAGGAAACCAGCAGUGAUAACUAUUUGCAGACCAUAACUCAGAUUUUGCAGAUUGUCCCAGAAAGCUGUCUAUGGGUCCUGGAUUUGAUCGAAGAUUAUAGACUUCAUGAUGGUUUUGUUCAUUUCCUUCAGUGUGGAGCAGCAGCAGUUCUUCAGCUUCUUUCUGUGUUUAAUAGCAUGGCAUUUUGA
Messenger RNA from Dipodomys ordii (Ord's kangaroo rat), 8964 nucleotides. RefSeq names its product zinc finger, DBF-type containing 2 (gene Zdbf2). The record is from RefSeq and is a predicted model, not a curated record. Gene Ontology annotation, molecular function: zinc ion binding; nucleic acid binding. Lineage: Eukaryota; Metazoa; Chordata; Mammalia; Rodentia; Heteromyidae. Gene Ontology annotation, biological process: epigenetic programming of gene expression; genomic imprinting. The coding region runs from base 1 to 8964 and encodes 2987 amino acids. The transcript has 5 exons.